ACGGGUUUAGCCAUUUUUACUGUCCUAUAUGUGACCCUCUUUUUUAAAGAGGCGGAAUCCUUGGCCAACUGUAAACGCCGCAAUAGCUAACUCACAGCCACCUCCACCACCGAAGGGAACACAUCGUUCUUCUUGUCCACACUAAAUUGGUAGCCGGAAUUCAUCAUGCCCAAAGAGAAGAGCCCUGGCUUGAAGAUCUUAUGGCUCUGGACCUUUGGAACUGCUGCUGUAUUAGUUGGCAAUGCGUUGAGGACAACAAUAAGGGACAUGGACGCGCUCAUGAAUGCCGAACAACAAAAACAUCAUGAUCCCCCUCAAAUUAUAAUGGAUACGUUGCCUCCCCAAACUGAAGCUGAUUUUCCUGAUGAUAAAACAUGAUUGCCUUAUUGUUUUGUUUCUUUUUUACUUUUUGGGUUAUGACUUAUGAUAUUGUCAUCUUUAUUGUUGUUCAGAACUUCAAACAAUGCGUGAUAAAAGAGUGCCCACAACGUGUUUGUUGAA
Messenger RNA from Arachis stenosperma, 501 nucleotides. RefSeq lists its product as uncharacterized. NCBI's taxonomy places the organism in Eukaryota, Viridiplantae, Streptophyta, Magnoliopsida, Fabales, Fabaceae. The coding region runs from base 166 to 378 and encodes 70 amino acids. The record is from RefSeq and is a predicted model, not a curated record. The transcript has 2 exons.